CUGGUCUGCAUCUCGUUACUGAGUAUGAUAGCCGCUCCAGUGCAUUCGUUCUCAUGCUGCCCCGAAGAGGUCUGCAUAACGAGGUCGAUGGGUCGACCCAGCCCAUCGAACUCCUUCCUCGGUAUGUCUUCGUCCUAGCGCUGUCCGCGGGGAUGACCCUGUGUACCCUCACCACCGUCUUCAAGUGGGACAACGUCAAGCGCGACGCCGGCCACGGCACUAUGUUCAUGGUGUUCUUCUGUUGGUUCGUCUGGUCUGUGUCCGUGCUAUGCAACACGUUCGUUGUCUUCGCGACCGGUCAAGUGGACACGCUCGCCAACUCGACCAUCCGUCGCAUCUCGUUCUUCUCGGAAGUGUUCUUCAAUGCGAUCUCCAUGUGGUUCAUGGUGGCGUCCUACGAGUUCCAGCGUCGUGCCCUGCAUCCCCGCACCCCUCGAAGCAACCACGCAUGUCUCAUCUGGUACAUGCUGGUCAUCGGUGGGGUCUCUGUCGCCAUGUUGGUGGCGCUGGCUGUUGUCGAGUACGUUGGAUCCGCCGUCGUCAGUGCCGACGGCAGUCACAUGGGACCAGUGUCCGCCCUGCUCCUGUCCAGACUGUCAUGGGGUACAUGGGGGCUGCGAUGGCUAGCCGUCGUGUACCCCGCCGCGAUGGCUUUCUGGCUCAACCUCCGGCGCGACCGACUGCUCGUACAGGGACUACCCAAAGCGCUGACCCUCAUCGUCGUGUGCUUCUUCGUGCUCAAUCUGCCGUACCUGGUGCUGGACACUCUUGUGGAGCUGGACAUGCUUCAACUGGACUCGAACAUGGGGCUCAAGGUCCGGGGACUGUCCAAGACGGUCAGCUACACGAGCGGCGUGGCCAUUUCGCUCGUGAUGGGGUUCUCCGUCCGGGGCUUCGACGCGUUCUACCUCCCCGCGCCCCCCCGCUCGUCCUUGCCGUCCCGACGCACACAGCAACCCACCCCCAGCACGAGCCAACGCUCCUUCUUUGUCAUGUCGGACAGCUCCGUUUAACGAUAUUCUAUCUCCAUAAGACCACGUCUUAUGAAUGAUAAGACAAACUCAAUUAACCAUAAGACCACGUGGUUUUAUCCAAC
Molecule: messenger RNA, 1096 nt
Organism: Aphanomyces astaci
Lineage: Eukaryota; Oomycota; Saprolegniomycetes; Saprolegniales; Verrucalvaceae
Exons: 1
Coding region: 54-1013 (319 amino acids)
Source: RefSeq, a predicted model, not a curated record